CCUCACUGUUCAUGUUAAAGUAAACUCACUUUUGCACCCUUCCAGCUCCAAAUCAACCAAAAAUAUCAGAUUUUUCCAUCUCCCCGAUUCGGCGAGAGAAUUCCGGUGUCAAUUCCACUCCCAUCUCCGGUCCCAUUUUCAAAGAUUUCCGGAGCAUUCUGCAAUAUUCCCGCUUCCAUCCAAAACAAACCUUUAAAACCCAUCUUUCUUCUUCUCCCUCCUUUUCAAUCUGACCCGAUCCACCUACAAAUGGGUUGGUCGUGGUGGUUUCUCCUUAUCUCUCUCCUUUCUCCGUCCCUCACGGCGACAUCAUCGUCGUCCUCACCGAUCUCCGAUCUAUUCGAAACCUGGUGCAUAGAACACGGAAAAACCUACGAUUCGGAAGGUGAGAGGUUGUAUAGAUUUAAGGUUUUUGAAGACAACUAUGCCUAUGUUACGACCCACAACAAUAUUGAUAAUAAUUCAUCGUACACACUAUCUCUUAACGCCUUUUCUGAUCUUACCCAUCACGAAUUUAAGGCUUCCCGGCUCGGCCUAUCAUCUGCCUCCGGCGAAAGAUUGAGAAACAUUAACGUUGACCAUUCAUUUAUUGAGGUUAAUGACAAUAUUCCUUCGGCUGUGGAUUGGAGGAAAAAUGGAGCUGUUGUUGGAGUCAAAGAUCAGGGCAGUUGUGGGGCAUGUUGGGCAUUUUCAACAACAGGGGCAAUUGAAGGUAUAAACAAAAUUGUAACCGGAGCACUCGUCAGCUUGUCUGAACAAGAGCUGAUUGACUGCGAUAAGACUUACAACAGCGGUUGUGGAGGUGGUCUAAUGGAUUAUGCGUACGAGUUUGUAAUAAAAAAUCAUGGCAUUGAUACAGAAGAUGAUUACUCCUUUCAAGGUGUAGAUAAGACUUGUAAUAAAGAAAAACUUAAAAGGUAUGUCGUGACCAUUGAUGAUUACGCUGAUGUUCCCCAGAAUAGCGAGAAACAGUUGCUUCAAGCGGUUGCAAAGCAACCCGUAAGCGUGGGCAUAUGUGGCAGUGAAAGAGCGUUUCAAUUGUACUCUAAGGGAAUAUUUUCUGGGCCAUGUUCGACGUCAUUGGAUCACGCUGUUUUGAUAGUUGGAUACGGUUCCCAAGAUGGACUCGACUAUUGGAUAGUAAAGAACUCAUGGGGGACGCGAUGGGGAAUUGACGGUUACAUGCACAUGCAACGAAAUACUGGGAAUUCUCAGGGAAUAUGCGGAAUCAACAUGCUGGCAUCAUAUCCAAUAAAAAAAGGCCCGAAUCCACCUCCGCCGCCUCCUCCUGGUCCAAUUAAAUGCGACCUCUUUUCGAGCUGUCCGAGUGGGCAAACAUGCUGCUGCGGUUCAAAAAUCCUGGGGAUAUGUUUUUCGUGGAAAUGCUGCAACUUGGAUUCUGCGGUUUGUUGUAAAGACAGCCAACAUUGUUGUCCACACGAUUAUCCCAUCUGCGACGUUAAGAAGCAACAAUGUCUCAAGAAAAAUGGGAAUGGGACAUUGGUGAAACUGUUGGAGAAGAAAGGUGAUUUCUCAAGCAAAUGGUUUUCAAUGAUUGAGGAUUGGAAUUUGUAGAUGUUACUUUAAUUUGUAAUUGUUAAUUUGUGUUAUUUGUACACUUACAAAGUAUUUAAGAUAUUAUUUGAUUAUGAAUAAAGUUGUGUU
Messenger RNA from Impatiens glandulifera, 1665 nucleotides. RefSeq names its product zingipain-2. NCBI's taxonomy places the organism in Eukaryota, Viridiplantae, Streptophyta, Magnoliopsida, Ericales, Balsaminaceae. Gene Ontology annotation, molecular function: cysteine-type endopeptidase activity. The transcript has 5 exons. The record is from RefSeq and is a predicted model, not a curated record. Bases 250 to 1575 code for a protein of 441 amino acids. Gene Ontology annotation, cellular component: lysosome.